CAAAACGCAAAAGAUGUAAUGUUCGUUCCUCACUCUUCCCUCAGUGCUGCCUUGCCCUUUGCGGAGGCUGAGAAGUGUGAACACAUCCUGUUUAUCUCAGCAGCACCACCACCGUGCUGGGUUCAGUGGCAGCGGUGCAGACAGAUCUGGCCCCGCCAUGGAAGCGCUGCCUGUCUACCAUGGGGGCAUCACUCGUGAGACUGGGGAGAAGCUGCUGCUGGCGGCGGGUGCUGAUGGCAGCUACCUGCUGCGGGACAGUGAGAGCAUCCCGGGGGUCUACUGCCUCUGUGUGCUGCACCAGGGUUACGUUUAUACCUACCGAGUAUCCAAGACAGAAUCUGGGUCCUGGAGUGCUGAGACGGCGCCCGGGGUUCACCGGCGGCUCUUCCGGAAAAUGCACAACCUCAUUUCAGCCUUCCAGAAACCCGACCAGGGCAUUGUUACACCCCUGAAGCAUCCGGUCAUCAACUGUGCAAAAGCCAGGUAUUCCCCAGGUAGAAAUGACGGUCGUGACUACCUGCAGCCAUCAUGAAGACAUUUCCCAGUGGAAUAACCCUAGCUCCCAGUAGUGCCUUCAGUCCUGCUCUAGAACAGCACAAGCUAUGAGAGUUAGUACAACUCUGUGAGUUUUCUUGUAACAUUUGCUGAAAUGUGUUUCAUAGUAUUUCUAGCUCAAAGUUUAGAAGUUUUAGGUUUCAGAAUUUUUUUUUAAUUUUAAUUUUUUUUUUUUGGUAAGAGAUAAGACAAAAGCAUCAACUACUAAAUGGUGUCAUAUCUUUUUUUUUCUUUUUUGCAGUCCUAAGUGCAAAAUAUUUUCUAAUCUCAAGACUAGUUGCUGUAUUUAUACAUAAACUGACUUUCAACUCUUCUGUGCUUUCUUCUGAUAGGCAUUUAUGGGCAAGACCCCUUUUGUAGGCUUAGGAAAAUUGUUUAUAUCAAGUGUCCUUUCCUUGAACACAGACUUGGUGUCUAUGUGACUGUCAUACAGUUCCAAAAGGUAUUCCAGACAUGGCCUCAGGAGAAUCCCCACUAGCUGGUUUCCCAUCACAUCAGGCUCUCUGCAAUCCAACAGAACUACUCAGUGCUGUCUCCACGUACAAAAUUUCUAAUUUGCACAAAGAAUUGAAAGCUCAAGUAAUGUUCUGAGUAAAUGAGAACAAUCGCCAGUGGAGAACCUCAUACUUUUUAUUUUUCCAAUAUUUUCUCGACUUGAAAAAAUCCCCACCACGUGUAAUUAAAAAAAAAAAUAUAUAUAUAUAUAUAUAUAUGCAUAUAUUUACACAAUAUUUACUUUUAUUUCGCUGUCAUGUGUUUUAGUAAGUUGCUGCUGGGCUCCUGUAGGAGAGGCUUACACCUGGAGGACUUGCUGGCUUGCAGGGUUAGCACUAGAGUGCUGGAGCACUUGGCUGCUUAACUGGGUGAGCUGCCUGGCCUGGCCAGCAGUGGGGAACACUUCCCAACAGACUUGAUGUGCUGCAGCCCUCUUGGUUUGUGUUGUGUUACGGUUUCACCAGCAGAAAUGGGCCUAUCACAAAAGUACUCCCUUCAAAGGGCACAGCUAAUGUUGAUUGCAAAUGGGUGAAAAAAUAACCCCCAAAAACAAUGUCUGUAAACCUGCAAAGAAGGAGGACAUGGGUGUCCUGAUGGACAACAGAGUGGCCAUGAGUUAGCAGUGUGCUCUGGUGGCCAAGAAGGCCAACGGGACUCUAGGGUGCAUUACGAAGAGCAUGGCCAGCAGGGCAAGGGAAGUGAUCCUCCCUCUCUGCUCUGCCCUGGUGAGGCCAUAUCUGGAAUGCUGUGUCCAGUUCUCCUUGGUUCAAAAA
Molecule: messenger RNA, 1823 nt
Organism: Meleagris gallopavo (turkey)
Lineage: Eukaryota; Metazoa; Chordata; Aves; Galliformes; Phasianidae
Gene: SH2D1A
Product: SH2 domain containing 1A
Biological process (GO): regulation of signal transduction; regulation of immune response
Source: RefSeq, a predicted model, not a curated record